Messenger RNA from Aaosphaeria arxii CBS 175.79, 988 nucleotides. RefSeq names its product ribosomal protein L1. Bases 19 to 903 code for a protein of 294 amino acids. Lineage: Eukaryota; Fungi; Ascomycota; Dothideomycetes; Pleosporales. The record is from RefSeq and is a predicted model, not a curated record. The transcript has 3 exons.
CACACAUUAAACCACAACAUGGCCAACCCAAGACCGUUCCUCGCUCCUCUGAGCAGAAUAGGAGCAUCCUCGAUAGCGAUUCCCCGAGCUGAAAUAAUUCGACCCAGCAUCCUCCCCUACCAGACCCUGCGAUGCGCCUCUCAAAAAUCCGCCGCACCCAAGAAGAAGAAAAAGACGAGGAACACCUUCCUCCAGUAUGACCUGAAGCAUGCAGAGCAAUUCGCUCUCGUGGACGCGAUGCAAUACAUCCGCGCCUUCGAAGUUGGCCGCAACCCAGCAUCCUCAAAAUACGAAAUGCACGUUCGCCUGCGCACAUUGAAGAACGGCCCCGUCAUCCGCAAUCGACUUCGGCUCCCGCAUCCCGUGAAGACUGAUGUGAGGAUCUGCGUGAUUGCACCGCCGGGCUCCAAGGCCGCCGAGGAGGCCCGCGCUGCGGGUGCGGUGCUGGUGGGUGAGGACGAGGUUUUCAAUCAGAUCAAGGAGGGGAUUGUGGAGUUUGAAAGGUGUAUUUGCCACAUCGACUCGCUUGCGAAGUUGAAUAAGGCUGGUUUGGGAAGGGUUCUUGGUCCAAAGGGAUUGAUGCCCAGCACGAAGACGGGUACGGUUGUGAAUAAUGUGGGAGUUACGGUUAGGAAUAUGGUUGGUGCAAGUGAGUACAGGGAAAGGAUGGGUGUGAUCCGAAUGGCAGUUGGACAAUUGGCCUUCACUCCCGAAGAGAUGCAGAAGAAUGUUAAGGCGUUCAUGGAUACGCUGAAGAAGGAUAUUGCGCAAAUGCAAGAUCGAAUAAGCAAGGAGAUUCACGAAGUGGUGCUGAGCUCCACUAACUCUCCCGGGUUCACUUUGAACGGCGAGUUCAAGAACGCUAAUUCGAUACCAGUCAAGGAGCUUUCCGGUCCUUUGUAGCAUAUCUGAUCUAUAUGUAUAAGACAUUGUAUCAUAAUCUAACGCCAUCGCUAUGCUUGACCACAUUGCUGUAGAUAUAGGCCAU